Messenger RNA from Symbiodinium sp. CCMP2456, 912 nucleotides. The record is from the annotation of a GenBank genome assembly. Lineage: Eukaryota; Dinophyceae; Suessiales; Symbiodiniaceae.
AACAAGCUCUCCCUCAACGGUGCGUUGGCUCUGAUUCUCUCGAAGCAUUCGGAGGGCCGAUGGGUUGUGCGCCCUUAUGGCGUCACCUCUGAGCCAGUGGCCGUGCGAACUGCGAACCUGCAGAAAGGCCGGGAGCUGCCGGAAAGCCUGCGCCAAGGCCUCUUCGUCGCGGUGGCCUUGUCUGUGCUUCUUGUAGCUGUGGCAGCGCGCACAGGGCCUCGAUCACGACUUCGGGCGCUUGUCCCAGUGGCCUCACUGCUUUGGUUCCUGGUAGCUGUACUGGGCUGCUACUACCUACAUGCUCCGCUGCUCUCAAGCGGAGUCUAUGUGCCGGCCAUUUCUGAAAUGGGCAUCUCGGGCAGCGCGAGGCUUCUCUACCGCGUGGCUUUCGGGCUCUGUGGCUUCCUGCUGGCUGUGACGCUGCUGCAAAUGCACGACUUAAUGUCUAAACAUCAUUCCGACAUUUCGGUCCAGGACUCGGGGCUCUUGUGGGGACUGCUGGCUUCCUUCGGCAUCGCACUCCAAGGGGUCUGCACGCUCCAAUUGGACUUUGGCAUGGAAACUGUCCUACACCUUUGUGGCGCGAUGGUGACCAUGUUCGGCACCUUCUCCCAUGCAGACAGGUCGAACGGAUGGUUUAAGUCUUUGCCGGAAGGCUCCCCAUUUCUUCGCCGGGGCUGGCGAGGCUUUGGGCUUUCCCUUCGGAAGGAUCAUUUUGAGGCCUUGGCCUCCGGCAGUUCACCCCUCUUGGCCAUGUUCAUGGUCCCCCUUCUCCUGCAGGGCGGGAAACGAUUGGGGCUCUUUGCAGAGCUGGACGUCGUGGAGAAUUGCAUGGGGAUCAUGCAAUGGGCAGUCGUUGCUGGCAUCGCAACUUUUUUUUGCUCUUAUGCCUUCGACCUCAUGGCGGUUUAG